ACUCGCGCCGGCGUGUACACUUCGGUGCCUACCGACAAAAGUGGCUCACCACAAAUAAAGACAUAAACUAAAACAACUGGCCGUCUGGAAAAGUAACAGCUGUUGUGCUCCACAAUGAGCGACGACACAGACUCCCCUCCUGAGAGGGAAAUGAAGGAUUUUCAGUUUCGACAUAUGAAGAAAGCCAGAGUUUUUGAUGCCCCGGAGGACUUGCCAAAAGAAAGAUCUAGUCUGCUUACCAUCUCGAACAAAUUUGGUUUAACUUUUGUUGGGCUCAACAAUACAUUCAAAGUUUACCAAACUCGAGAUAUACUUGCUGCUGAUAGAGCUGAUGGAAACCCAAAUGAAAUAGUCAAUGGGAUAACAGCCUUGGCAGAGGUGACUGUGGAACUGGCUUUGCACAACUUGGCUCUCAGUUGUGAUGAUCUUACCUUGUCAGUAUGUGGAAUGUCUGAGGGGGCGGGCUUAUCCCUCACUUUCUAUGAUGUCCGAACCUUUAUGAACAAGGAGAGACUACAUAAGUUACCCUUUGCAUCACUGCAGGCAGCUGUACCCUCUGGCACUGUGGUGCAGGACCUGAAGUGGAAUCCCGCACAGGCAACUACUUUGGCCGUCUGUCUGUCUGAUGGCAGUAUGAUGAUUUUGGAUGUUACAGACAAUGUCAGAGUGCAAGCACAGCUACCUGCUUCAAGUGCCAUCACCUGUAUUUGCUGGAGUCCAAAAGGAAAACAAGUUGCUGCUGGAAAAAUGAAUGCCACCGUCAGUCAGUAUACUCCAACAUUAGAAGAGAAGAAAGUUAUCCCUUGUCCACACUUCUAUGCCUCUACAUCUGAUGAACCUGUCAAAGCUCUGGAUGUGCUGUGGCUGAAAACCUAUGUGUUUGCUGUGGUAUAUGCUGCUGCAGAUGGAUCCCUCGAGACCCCUCCUGAGCUCGUGUUGAUCUCCCUCCCUAAAAAGGAUGAGAAGGUGGAGACAAAGUAUCUGAAUUUCAGUGACACGGUUUACGGCAGCUGCACUGAGCGACUACACCACUACUUCCUUAGCCACAUCGAGGACUGGGACCUUGUGUUUGCAGCAUCAGCGGCUUCCAUUGAGGUCAGCGUCAUAGCCCGACAAGACGAUAAGAUUUGGGAACUUUGGAUCCUGGAAGAUGCAAGUAGAGCUGAGCUGCCAGUGACAGAGACAAAUGACGACACUCUUCCCCUUGGCUUUGCCUUAGACUUCACCAGCCAGCAGGAGAUCCACAUCACUGAUGAGAAGACCUUACCCCCAGCACCCACCCUGCUAAUGCUGUCCACAGAAGGAUUACUCUGUCCAUUUGCUCUGCUCAACCUCAAUCCUGGGGUUAAGCAACUGGUCUCAGCUCCUGGCCUGCUCCCUCUGCAAGGCGAGAGACUGCCCAAGCCAGGUUCAUUAUCAACUCAACCACCAAAAAUUACUGCCUCCAUCCCUUCUCUGCCUUCCACAUUCCCAAACCUUGGUCUUAUGCCAGCAGCUGCUUCCACUCCUCCAGCCCCUGCAGCCGCUUCCCCUGCUGCUCCAUUCAGUUUUGCUUCUACAGCUCCUUAUCCAGUGUCAUCAUCUUCAUCAAGUUUCACUUUCUCAGUCCCAACUACCUGCUCCACUUCAGUGCUUCCAGCUUUCUCCCUGGGGGGAACCACACCCUUUGGCUCAGGAUCCUCUGGCUUUUCCUUUACCUCCAAACCUCCGUCAGACACUCCCUCAGCACCUUCAGCAUUUUCCAUCAGCACCCCUUCCAUCAAACCAUCAGCAAUGGCAGCCCCAACACCGCAAAAUAUUGCCACUGCUUCCCCACAAACCGUAAAACUGAAUCUAAAUGAGAGGUUUACAGCAGUGGAUACAUCAGCACAAGCCCCACAGUCUUUUGCCUUCAAUCCUCCACUACCCAAACCAGUUGUCUCCAGUUCCAGUAGUUUGACAGGUCCUGCACUCUCAUCCAAUAAGCAACCAGCUGUAUUAACUCCAGUGUGUCCAGUUCAAACAAGCACGCCAGUCACAGUCGUCCAGAAACCGACUCCUGCCGCCCAGGGGCGUGUACAAGCUCCACAGGCAACUGUUAGUGCAAAGGUGGUGGAGAAGCAGCCACAGCAAAAGAAAGAAUCGGAUCAUAUUAUGGCUGGUAUACUGGAAGAGAUUGCACACUUCCAAAAGGAGUUGGAUGACCUUAAGGCAAGAAGUGCAAAAGCGGACUUCAAGGUCGGCAGCAAUGACGAGAUGAAGGAGUUGAGGAAGGAGUCGGAGGAUCUCCAUAUUUUCACCCUGGAGAUUAAAGAAACUACAGAGUCUCUCCAUGGGGAUGUUGGUACUCUGAAGACCACCUUACUGGAAGGCUUUGCUGGGGCAGAAGAAGCCGUUGCCCAGAGUGAGCUGAGCAAAGACAAAAAUUACAGACAGCUGUUGUACAAAAAACCUCUCGACCCACGCAGUGAAGAGCAGCUCAAGGAGAUCCGCAAAUUGUACCAGUAUGUGACGUUUGCUGUGGAAGAUGUUAAUGAUGUAUUGAAUGUGGAAUGGGAAAAACAUUUGGAGAAGAAGAAAAAGCCAAAACACAUGGUUGUUCCAGGUCGUGAGAGCCUGUUCAAUACACUGGCCAAUAACUUGUACAUCAUCAACCAGCAAAAGAACAGACUGGACCAGUUGGUUAAGGAGCUCACUUCAAUGCUGCUCUACAACAAUACCACUACUCCAGCUACAAUAAAUGAUUCUGCUGCUGCAGCAGCAACUGCUGGUUUGGAAAGCGAGCUUGAGAGUUUAAGGGAUGCUCUUCUGAAAGCCAGACUGGAUACGACCCCUCAGAAGGCCAAAUCCAAAUCUACAGUCAAGAUUUCACCAGUCAAACAGUCCCAGUUGCGCAACUUCCUCUCAAAGGGGCAGAUGCCUCCUGUCCGCUCAACUGCACCAGCCAACCUGUCUCGAUCAGCCUUCCUUUCACCUAAAUACUAUGAGGACUUGGAUGAUGUGAGCUCUACGUCUUCACUGUCCCAGUCCCUGGACCCCGAUCCAUCUCAUUUGGAGCCAGAGGAGGAACUGCAGCCAGAACCUCUCCCCAUGACUGUCUUAGCCCCAGUACUGUCAACCUCUCGCCACCCAACUGUUGUGAGGACCCCGUCUAUUCAGCCAGGCUUUGGCGCAAUCCAGUCUACUCCUUUAAAUAAAAUUCACUCACUGCAGGCUAUGGGCUUUGGGCUCAGCCCGAUUGCCAGCCCCGUUCCAACCAAUAAAAUCAACCUCAGUGGAGCCGAGAGCACUGCUCUUGCCACAAAGACGGUGAAACACGGAGCCCCGCCAACCGAGAAGGCCGUGCCUGUCACCGUCUCUGCCCAGCAGGCUGCAGCUACUGCUGCUUUACGCAGGCAGAUGGCCAAUCAGAAAAUAGCAGUUGGUGGGACUUCACUGACAGAGUCCACAUUGAAGACUGUUCCUCAGGUGGUCAAUGUUCAAGAACUCAAGGAGAAAGUGCCAGUUGUGUCGAUCUCUAAAAUAAUCGGCUCGUCAGUUCCAGAUUCAGCAGCCCAGGUCUUUGCUACAGUUUCUUCCUCUCAGGCUAAACGAACUCCUAUCCAAGGUACCCAGACAAUUUCCACCGAAAGGGCAGCCACCCCACAAACGAACUUUGUGUUUGGUCCACCGUCCAAAGCGGAUGUUUCUGUGGCUCCUGCUUCAACAGUGGAUCAAAGCUCUAGCAAAAGUUUCUCCUUCACGUCAGGGUCCUCAGGCUUCAGUUUUGCUUCAGUUGCACAAGGAGGUGGAAUAUCACAAGUAAAGGAUGCAAGUAAAUUUUCCUUGACUGGAAAUGGCAAGAUGGCUUUUGGACAGACUGGUGAGGAGGCAUUCUCCUUCAUCUCUAAAUCCACAUCCCCUGCACUACGUAUUGCAUCCCCCACUAUUCCUCCAACCCCAGCAGGAGAGGUAAACAAACCUGCCACUACCACUGCCCUCAGGAUAGAGCCACAGCCCCCAAAGACAAUUGGAGGUGAGACAUUGGGCAGUUUCUCCGGACUACGUGUAGGCCAAGGAGAGGAAGCUAAAGACACCACAAAAACUACACCUGCCUCAUUUUCCUUUGGGGAAAGUGGAUUUGGAAUGGGCAAGGGAGCAGCACAAUUUAGCUUUGGUACAGUUGUCCAGAAGUCUGCAGAAGAUUGUACAGGGGCUGAUUUGUCCAAGGGGGCAUCACGUAGUUUAUUUAGACCACCUGAACCAAAUACAAAGCCUGCCUUCUCUGUUCCCCAGUCCAGCUCGACUGCUUCAGCUUUACCUACAUCUUUCAGUAGUCUUCUUGCAGCACCUUCAGACUCCUCAGAGGAACCAAAAGGUCUUUCACAGCCUUCAGAACUCACACCAUCCUCUGUAAAAGAAUCUGCUUCUGAAUCUCGCGCUGUAGAGAGUGCCAGUGCCCCAGUUGUACCUGACCCCGCAACAGUCACAGAAACAACAGUCACCAAACCAGCACCCAUAGCAGCAGAACCAUCACCUGCUCUGCCUUUGGCAACACCUGCUCCUAUCCCAGAACCUUCCUCCUCCAUUACUGCACCUGCCGAAGUAUCCGCUCCAGCAUCAGUCAGUGCUGCACCCUCAAUACAAGUCACCAUAGACACCACCACCACCACCACUACUUUUUCCUCCACUGCUCCUGUGCCCACUUCAGCCGCUGCCACCUUUGGUGUGGCACCUGUCUCCCAGGUAGCACCAGCUGCAUUCCAGGUUCCUAAUUCUGACAACCCAGGUGCCAUUUUUACCCAGCCUACUCUUGUGAAAACAGACAGCAGCUCCAUUGGAGUCACAUCAGUUAUCAGUACAGUUGCCAGUGCAACCACCACUCCCACCAUCACUGCAACAGCUACUACUGCAAGCACUGUAUUUGGGCAAUCUGAUGCACCCCCAGCUUCCUCUGCCCUCUCUGCCCCCUCAGCCCCUACAGCCCCCACAGCCCCCACAGCUCCUGCAAUCACAGGAUUUGGUUCAUCUGGGUUUGGUUCUUCAACUGGAACUACUUUUGGCAAAACAGUAUUUGGCCAGGUGAGUGGCUUUGGACAGCCUGCUCAUAACACUGGAACAGCAAGUGGCUUUUCUUUUGGACAGCCAGCCUUUGGAGCAAACACUAGUGGUGCAACUACUGGAGGAGGAAAUCUUUUUGGGGCACCUACUGCCAGCAAUGCAAGUUCUUUCUCUUUUGGCACAAGCAAUGCCAACACAGCCAGCAGCACUGGCUCUGGGCUUUUUGGAGCAAGCUCCACCCCUGCAUUUGGCCAAAGCUCUGGAUUUGGCCAAGGGUCUGUGUUUGGGAGCAACACCACCACGUCAUCAUCUACAGGAUUCAGCUUUGGACAGCCUUUGGCUUUCGGUUGCUCUUCUGCCACCCCUGUGUUUGGCCAACAACAGAGCAGUGGUAGUGUGUUUGGACAGCAGCCAUCAUCUGGUGGGAGUGUGUUUGGUUCAGGUUCAGCCAAUACAGCAGGCUCAUCGGCAGGUGGAGGAUUCUUCAGUGGCCUGGGAGGCAAACCGACUGAGGAGGCUGCCAACAAGAAUCCGUUUGGCACCACUGCCUCCACUGGAGGGUUUGGGCAGCCUGCUCAGACAGGUGCCAACAGUCUGUUUGGGAAUAGUGGUGCCAAGGCCUUUGGCUUUGGACAGUCCUCGUUUGGUGAGCAGAAAUCUAGUGGGACCUUCACCACUGGUGCAGGGAGUGUCGCAUCCCAGGGCUUUGGCUCCUUCUCUUCUCCGGCAAAACCAGGUGGAUUUGGCAGCCCCCCAGUGUUUGGGAGCCCUCCCUCUUUCGGUGCUCCCCCAGCGUUUGGAGGUGCAGCAGCAUUUGGGGCCAGCCCUUCCUUCUCUAACACCAUGGGUUCCCCGGCUAAUAAAGUGUUUGGUGAAGGAACAGCAGCUUCUAGCAUGGGUGGAUUUGGGUUUUCCUCACCUGCACCCGCUCCGUCUUUUGGUGCUCUAGCCAAUCAGGGCGCUCCUUCAUUUGGGAGCAUGGCCCAGCAGAGCCCUGGGUUUGGAAAUCAGCCCAGUGGUUUCUCAGGCUUUGGACAACAGCCACAGGCAGGAGGAUUCUCUGGAAACACCUUUGGGUCUUCAAACCAAUCAAGUUCACAAACAUUUGCCGGGUGGAGAAGCUAGUUUUAUUAAACCUCCAUGAGCCUACACUAUUUUCUGCAAUCAAGUCCUUUGUGCCACACAGUGAGAGGAAGGCAAGGGGAAGACUGUGUUACAUUUUGGUUUAAGGGGGGUGGUAAAUGAAAAUAAAUUACAAAAUAGAUUUACAUGGAUUUGCUUCUCAUAAAACUCUUCUUUUUUUUAAUGUUUUAGCUAAAAGGGACAAGUCUUCAGGUAGCUUGCAGAGUGCAGUUUCCAUGGUUUUAAUGUUCAAAGGACACAGGAAAACAAUUGUACACCAUACAAACAGAAGACUGGUCUAUCUGUAGUACUGGGAAAAAUAAAAAUGAUAAAAUACCACCCAUA
Molecule: messenger RNA, 6486 nt
Organism: Solea senegalensis (Senegalese sole)
Lineage: Eukaryota; Metazoa; Chordata; Actinopteri; Pleuronectiformes; Soleidae
Product: inactive phospholipid phosphatase 7-like
Exons: 36
Coding region: 115-6144 (2009 amino acids)
Biological process (GO): protein import into nucleus; RNA export from nucleus
Cellular component (GO): nuclear envelope; nuclear pore
Molecular function (GO): sphingosine-1-phosphate phosphatase activity; protein binding; structural constituent of nuclear pore
Source: RefSeq, a predicted model, not a curated record